This is a messenger RNA of Gloeophyllum trabeum ATCC 11539, 1576 nucleotides long. Its product is annotated as Clavaminate synthase-like protein. NCBI's taxonomy places the organism in Eukaryota, Fungi, Basidiomycota, Agaricomycetes, Gloeophyllales, Gloeophyllaceae. Gene Ontology annotation, molecular function: oxidoreductase activity. The coding region runs from base 144 to 1334 and encodes 396 amino acids. The transcript has 6 exons. The record is from RefSeq and is a predicted model, not a curated record.
AGGCUUAUCGGUCUUCGGCUCCGUGCAGCACGGCGAUAGUUUAUAUGGCCUGCUUGCUCCAGCACUAGCCUACGCUAUCUUCUACGACAGCGUUUAAGCAGCUUUCCAAGCCUCUUCUCCAAACCUACCGCUCCGCCCACAGCAUGGCCAUUGAAGUCAGCCCCUUGCCGCUUCCUGCUUCCGCAGAUCCGUCCAAGUUCAAGGACUUUGGCCGAGAGGUCAAGGGCGUCAACCCGGGCGAGCUCACUGAUCAGGAGUUUGAGACUAUCAGGGAUCUUCUCUACAAGCAUGAUACGCUCUUAUUCCGGGAUGUCACCCUUACCCCGGAGCAGCAGUACCGCUUGACGAAGUUGUUCGACCCCAAAUCCGAGAGUUACGGUCACGGCAAUAACAAGACGGGCAGCGAGAAGAAAUCUAUCCUCCAUCCCGACCUAAAGACCAUCCCGAGACAACCUCAAGUUCAGCUUAUCGGCAAUGGUACCGUGUACAACCACGAGGGGCUCGCGGAGGCCAUGCUGAAACACCCAUCUCAUACAACCUUCCACAAGACCCGCGUCUCUGAGAUCGACGAGGCAAACGGCAUCACUAGGUUCUACCGCUGGCACAUUGAUGCCGCGCUGUACGACCUCUCUCCACCGAAGGUCACGACGCUAUAUGGUAUCCACGUUCCUCAUGGACCCAGACAGAAGGUGCGGUACGAUGACGGCACCGGGGACGAGCUGGAGGUUCCGCUCGGCACGACCGCGUUCGUAUCGGGCAAGACAAUGUUCGACAUACUGCCAGACGAGCUGAAGAGCGUGGCGGUGCGGACGAGAGUCAAGUAUGCGCCGCACCCGUACGUGUGGAUGGCACCUGCGCGGGCGAUGUCGACAGGCUUGGGCAUCGAGAGCGAGGGUCGGGAGUUGCCCUGGGAUGAGCUCCCACCUUGGGAAGAGUCCAGGAUCAAGAUAUUGCCUAUGACAUGGAAGAACCCUGUUACUGGCAAUCUCCACUUCCAGGUACACCCUUGUGGCGUCUGCGAACUCCUCAUCGACCCUCUGCCAGAGGGUGCAAAGAGAGAAGGCGCGCUCUUCCCCGACGGCGCGCACCUGAAAGAUCUCAAGGAGGUUCGAGAGCUGCUGUACAAGAUGCAGAGGCCUGCCAUUGCGCCCCCGCUGGUCUACCCGCACGAUUGGCGUGAGCGGGAUUUGGUACUCUUCCACAACAGGGGUGUCCUACACUCGGUCGUGGGUGCAUUCACGAAAGAGCAAGUCCGUGCAUUCCACCAGUGCAAUCUCGCUGCCUCGGAUGACCCAGCUGGGCCUACCCCGGAAGACGUAAAGAAGUAUGCCUGAAGUUGAUUACCAGUCUUCAGCCAUGUUUUUGUGUUCUGGGGUUGACGUCAAGCAGUGGGGUAUUUCUUGGGAUAGUGGAACUAAAACAACCUGGAAUGUACGAAACACUGUAUACUACAUGCUCAUGAAGCCCUUUUAGGCCACAGCGGGAGAAGCUUGAAUGGCCGAGCGGUGGCAACCACAAAUUCACAAUGUCAUUCGGGUUUGGUCGAGGCCUGGUGGGUACCAAGAAGUCAAAUGGG